AUGGCCGACAACAAAGUGACCGAGGAGCAGGCCGCAGAGCUGCUAACUAUCCUCCAUAGCGACAUAAUCCUCGACAAAAAGGUCCAGUUUGUGACCAACAUCAAGUCGGGCAUCAAGCAGCACAAUGUCCCUGAAACCUGCGUCCCCCAGCUCUUCGACGGACUUCGCGCCGCCGCCAGCUCCCAGCAUAAUGCGAUCGUCAAUGUCGGUUUCACUGCCCUCAACCACCUCCUGACCAGGCUGUCCCGCCAGGAGCCCAAGCUUCUGAACAAGGAGGCUGCUCGCACUCUACCCCUGAUCAUCGAGAAGCUGGGCGACCAGAAGGACAAGUACCGGGCCACCGCAAUGCAGGCGCUCAACACACUGUAUAGCGUUCACCCCGGGGAUGUUGAGCGCUUCAUCCGCAACUCUGCCAUGACGGGCAAGAAUCCCCGCGCAAAGGAAGCAGCCAUGCAGUGGCUGCUGCAGACACACAAGGAGCAAGGUCUCCAGUUCCGUAGCUACGUUCCCUUGCUUAUGGAUUUACUGGAAGAUGCCGAUGGCAUGGUUCGAGAUGUUGCCAAGAGCACCGUCAUUGAACUUUUCAGGAAUGCACCAAACACAGCAAAGUCUGAUCUGAAGCGACAACUGAAAAACUUCAAAGUCAGACCUGCGAUCGAGCAAGCUAUUGUUAAGGAGCUGGCCCCAACUGGCGCCCGUCCAGAGACUCCCGCCAAUGCUGCGCCCGCCGCUCGACCUGCAUUAGCCGCGAGCGUAUCAUCCAUGUCAAGCGAACGACCAAUCACUCCCGCCGUCGAUACCAGGGCCGAGAACAUUGAACCCCAAUACGUCAACACGAAUCGCGAACUCGACGAUAUCUUUAAGGGAAUGGCGUGGUUCUUUGAGGGCAGGGAGUCGGAACAGAACUGGAUCAAGAGAGAAGAGAGUAUGGUCACAUUGCGACGACUCAACGCUGGCAAUGCGACUUCCGACUUCCCCGAUACCUUUCUUGCAGGCCUCCGUGGAAUGCUUGACGGCAUAAUCAAAGCUGUAACGUCGUUGAGAACCAGUCUAUCAAAGGAGGGUUGCGGGCUGGUUCAGGAUAUUGCUGUUGCUUUUGGUCCUGCCAUGGACCCAAUGGUAGAGCUUCUCAUGCAAACGUUUGUCAAGCUGUCCGCCGGAACCAAGAAGAUCAGCUCCCAACUGGCAAACACAACUGUCGACACCAUUCUGAGCAAUGUGACCUAUAGCCAGAGGCUGAUGCAGCAUAUCUGGAUCGCCUUUCAGGACAAGAACGUGGCUCCUCGCACAUAUGCGACCGGCUGGCUAAAGACCAUGUUGAAGAAGGAAGCCAACCACAAGAGCCAUGUUGAGCACACAGGCGGAGUUGACCUUAUUGAGAAAUGUAUCAAGAAGGGACUCGGCGAUCCAAACCCUGCGGUCAGGGAGAAGACGCGGUCAGUGUUUUGGGCAUUUUGGGGCAUUUGGCCUCAGCGAGCCGAUGCAAUUAUGGAAGAUCUAGACGCAACAGCCCAAAAGCUUCUGAACAAGGACCCUAGCAAUCCUAACGCCCCUAAGAAGGAAGAGGCGCCCCCUCGACCAGGACUGGGGUUAUCCAGGAGCACUAUGACCGCCAGCAAACCAAGUCUCCGGGAAACGAUGAUGGCACAGAAGAAGGCGACACUUGCAGCCAAGGGCUUGCCUGCCCGACCAGGGUCUGCCAUGGCCCAUAUUUCGCCUGUACGGAAAGUGUCAGACCCCAAGCCACCAAGUGGCGCUUCUUCAUCGAAGCCUUCAGGGAGUAGGGCACGCCCUGAAGCUGGAACGGUCUCUGUUAAUGCUAGUUCGAUGUCAGUCGCUCCCAUGCGCCCAACAAGGAAGCGACCCGAAGUUGCUCCUCGACCUGCGACGGCUGGUCCUUAUUCGGUUCGAGAUCGUGGCGAGCACAUCGAAGCCGAGAGCCCUAGGACCCUCAAGGCUAAGCUGGCACCGAAACCUAAGGAGACGACGCCUAGAAGGACAGCCCAAAGGACCCGGCCUGGGCACGCCUCGCACGCCAGCGAGUCGAGUAUAACCUCCCCUGUUGCACGACCAAGAUCUGUAGCUUCGAAUAGAGUGAGUCCGACUCGGCUUAAGAACACGCAGUCAGCACUCUUGUCAAGCAGCCCUGCCGCGAAACUGAACGAGGACCUGACGCUCGUUGUUCCUCAAAUCCCCACCCCACAGGCAACCACCGCACAACAAGCCAACAAACUCGAAGAGGAGCUCGUAAAACCACACGUGGAAGUACUCCCUGAAACUCCCGUUGAGGUGCCUGUUCAGAUUCAGUCCCCGUCAGAUGAGACCCCCCAGCCAGUGAAGGUCUACGAAGAUCCCUUUGUCGAUAACCAACAAGAGCCGAAACCGGUAUUCACUGGCUCAGUUCUCGAGGACAAGCCUGUGAACGAGGAUGCCGCGAAUCUACCUCAUCCCAACGGUCAGGCUAAAGAAGCCGAUGAUGCCGACACACUAGACAAGGCCAACAAAAACGCACGCCUCCUGGAUAGCGGAAUCUCCAAGAUCAAACUCAAGUCGCUCGAGGUCCACGGCUUCCGUAAGUUGCAGAGCCUUCUACGCGACAGCAAGACGGUCUUCACGGACGACAAGUUCCAAGCCUUGUUGCUCGGCCUCUUCCAGUUCCUCGAGGACCCUCUGUCAACGAUGCCGUCAGACAAGGCGCAGGACGUCAAAGCACAGGUUCUCACCACCAUCAAACUCCUCCUUAAGAGAGAGCGGGACAAUUUCAAGCCCCACGUAUCCAAAUGCCUCGAGUCCCUCCUCGAGACUCGAAGCAGGUACGAGGGACGCGCCCACAUCAUCAGCGGCUUGGAGCUACUGGCCGACGAGCUCGUCGCCCUCGGUGACCCCCCCGAGAUCGUCGUCGUCCUCGGCAGGAAACUGCAAGGUUGGGACGACAGCACCCCCGAGGGCUGCCGCGCUCUCAGCACAGGCCUCCACGUUCUGAAGGCCAUGCUGGAGAAGCAGGAGGAGGUCGUUCUCUCCGACUCGGAGCUGGCGCUGCUGGUGGAGCUCACCAGUAGAUGCCUGGAGUCGACCGACUCUGGCGUCCGCAUGGACGCCGUCCAGCUCUGCGUCGCUCUGCAUGCGUCCGCGGGCGAGGGGCGAUUCUGGGAUUCCCUCAAGGACAUCAAGGAGGAUCCAAAGAGCCUGAUCACGUACUACAUUAUUAAGAGGCAGCGCGAGAAUGGCGGCGUUUCCCUUGUUUAG
Messenger RNA from Clonostachys rhizophaga, 3246 nucleotides. The record is from the annotation of a GenBank genome assembly. Lineage: Eukaryota; Fungi; Ascomycota; Sordariomycetes; Hypocreales; Bionectriaceae.